Paramecium sonneborni is the source of this 747-nucleotide messenger RNA. The record is from the annotation of a GenBank genome assembly. NCBI's taxonomy places the organism in Eukaryota, Ciliophora, Oligohymenophorea, Peniculida, Parameciidae.
GAUAUGAGUAAGGAAAAUUUUAUAGGGUUAUAGUUUAUCUGGACUGUAUUAUUUUAUAGUUGUGACAUAUCUAAUCCAUGUUUAGAGUGUAAUGCAUAAAUGAAAUGGUCAUUUUUUUGGAGGUUAACAGUUUUAAGAUUAAGAAUAAACCAUUGUUAAAGUAGUCUACAGCUAAAGGAUUGGAAGUAACAUUAACGUUAUCAAAUAAAAAUAAACUAAUAUUAUUAAAUGGCUAAACAUUUUUCUUAAAUAAUGUUGAGAAUCUAAUUGUUAUUUUUGCCAUAAUGUUAGAUAAUUUAGAAAUUAAAAAAAACAAGAAAAAGAAGUCAUAUUAAUAAAUAUCCAAAAUAAUAUUGUUUAAUGAAGAAAGUUGUAAAGGAAGCUGAAAGAAUAUCUUCUAAAAUAUCAUCUCCAAUGAUUGUUGAUUUAUAUGAGUCUCAAGGAUCUGGUAUAUUCGCUUAUUUAAAAAAUUCUUUCAAAACAAAAUUAGCAUUGAAUCAAACAGAAUAAUGUUUUAUUGAUAUUAGAAAUUUAAAUUCAUUAGAUUUUAAAAGAAGCUAGUUUCCAUUAUUUGCAAAAAAUAGAUAUUUUGAAUUUUUAGAAGCUUACAAUAGAAAGGAUAAGGUAGAUUUGAUAAGAUUAUUAUCUGUACCAUUAUUAGAUGUAUUGUGAUGUUUGAAUACUAGAUUGUUAAAGUAAGUCUCAAAGAUAAUAAGGCUCUGCCAUUUAAAUUAUAUAAAGAAUUGA